This is a messenger RNA of Symbiodinium sp. CCMP2456, 954 nucleotides long. The record is from the annotation of a GenBank genome assembly. NCBI's taxonomy places the organism in Eukaryota, Dinophyceae, Suessiales, Symbiodiniaceae.
AUGGCAGGUUUCGGCAUCCUGUGCUGCAGGGAGGUGUCGCACGGCUCCAAGGAGCACAUCAGCGAUGCCAAGCGUCGCAAGGAGAAGGAGCGGCGAGCACGGCGGAAGGAAGGAAAGCAGCGAGAACGAGGGGACGAUCGGCGGCACCAGCGACACCCCAAGGACGUUGAAGACUUGGGUCGUGUCAAGGGCGCGCCGGAUGAGGUGGAGAUGGAGCACAAUGCAGACUUUCUAAGGAGGAGGAGCAGCAGCCGUCUACUUGACGACGACAGCGAGUACUCCGGGGAGAGUGCCCGGAGUGGCUUGUCGCGCGCCUCUUCUUUCGCUUCUUCUUAUGCAUCCUACGUCUCCACGCAGUCGGCAGAGCCCCGUCGCAGAAGGAGCCAGGGCUCCCGACGUGGCUCCAAGGGCCGCGAAGGACCGGCUGAGGCUGCGCCGUCGACGGUGAAGGUCCUAAAUCUCGCCGAUUUGCGUGGCAGAGAGCUCCCUGCCAAGCUAGAGGACCUGCAGAAGGUUCCUAUGGAUCCGGCGAUUGCACGAACAUCCGUGAAGAACGGGGCUGCGGCUGCGAACGGCUCCAGCAGCAAUCGGCAGCCGGCGAAGCCUUCCCCGCCGCCAGUGGAGGUGCCUCCUCGAGAGGAGCAAGAGGAGGUUCAGGCACCCCUCUCUGCACGGUCCGGCCGCUCCGAGGGCGCGGGCAGCGUGAAAAGCGUUGCCUCCACUAGCAUCCAGCGAUACUCGGACCAGCUGUCAGGACCAAAGAAGUCCUCGGCUGAAAUCAAGAAGAUGGUGAAAGAGUUCGUGAGGGAGAUGGUCAAGGGAAAAGAGAUGAACGUAUUGCGCGUGGAUGGCAGUCUCAUGGAGGUGAAGUGCGGGCUCACAAGGACCCUGGAUGCCCUCAAGAUCAAGUCGGGCGGGGAAACGCGGAAUCUUCGCCUCGGCGACGUGGAGAAG